AUGAAGAUCUUCCUCUGGAGAAUACUAAGAGAUUGUUUACCCUCUCGCUAUCGGCUACAACAACGAGGUGUGCCAUGCACUAUUCUUUGUGCCCACUGUAACACGGGUCUUGAAAAGAAUGGCACUUAUUCUUUGACUGCGUUGAAGCCCAAACCAUCUGGCAUGCUUCUGCGGCGCCACAAUGACAAGAUCUGGUCAAACACCACUACUCCUCCUCAUCUUGCUAUCUCCCAGGCCAUGCAGAAGAUUGAGGAAUGGCAGUAUGCACGAGCAAAGGAUCAUCCUCCUCCCACACAGUCAAUAUCUCCUGGUAGCUGGACGCGCCCACAAGUGGGCUUCCUCAAAGGCAAUGUUGAUGUAGCCAUAUUUAAGGAAGACAACAAAGUGGGCUUUGGAAUUUGUUUGCGUGAUGCAAAUGGGUCCCUCAUCAAGGCCAAGUCAGGCUGGUUCUACGGAGUAGCCCCGUCCCACGAAGCAGAAGCCACGACUCUCCUAGAAUCCAUCCGAUGGGUGUGUGAUCAAGGUUAUACCCAUGUCAUACUAGAAUCAGAUUCCAAACAAGUUGUGGAGGACAUCCUAAACUCCAACAUCUACUAUUCAGAAUACGGUGGACUCGCUCAGAAUCGCGAGUUUGAGAGCGAGUCUGCGAGUCAACUUUUUUGCCCUCUAAAUGCCCAAAACGACAUCGUUUCAGAUAGGGUUCCUAAGCUCCUCUAUUUUCUUUGA
Messenger RNA from Cajanus cajan (pigeon pea), 726 nucleotides. RefSeq lists its product as uncharacterized. NCBI's taxonomy places the organism in Eukaryota, Viridiplantae, Streptophyta, Magnoliopsida, Fabales, Fabaceae. The record is from RefSeq and is a predicted model, not a curated record. Gene Ontology annotation, molecular function: RNA-DNA hybrid ribonuclease activity; nucleic acid binding.